GCCUUAAGCGCGGUAGGUAAGCAGCACUCUGUAGGUAAAAUGCAGUCGGAGUCUUUCGCUGGAUAAAGCGGAUAUAUUUUUAAUUGGGCGAUUUUUUUAUUGUAGCUUUCGCAAAAACAGAGUGGAUAAGAAGUGUGGACAACCUUUUACAACGUGAUUGUCUCUGCAUGUCUUUACGCAAAAGGUAUCGGUGUGUGUGGGCAAAUGGACAAGGUGUUUUCCUGGAGACUCGGAGUCUUCUUGGUUGUCACUUUGCUGCGGCUUUUCCCAGGUGAUUCCCAGAGAGUGGAGAUGCCAAAGAAAGACAUAGAAGCCAUCAAGGGCCAAAUGGUGGUUCUGGAGGCCUGGUACACGCCCACAUCCGUCAUCGAGAAAAAUACAGUUAUCUGGAACUUCAAGGCUAGAGAGUACAAAAAUAUCAUCACCUAUUCUUCAGGAGAGAUCGGGAUUGGAAGUUCUGAAUUCAGAAAACGUGUUGGCUUCGCUGUGUCCAUGCCCUCCACCAACCUCUCCAUCUACAUUAACAACACUCAGGAGUCUGACUCGGGGAAUUAUCUCUGCAACGUCAUCAUUCCUGGAGCACCAACUCUCUCUGGGGAGCUGAACCUUGACGUUAAAGUUCCUCCAACCCCUCCAGUGUGCUCUAUUACCGGUGAUCCUGUGUUAAGGGGAAACGUGACUCUGAGCUGCAAGUCCAGCUAUGGCAAACCUGUUCCUCAGUACAAGUGGACCAAGGCUGCUCCUGUCUCCGAGAUCUACUUCCCUCCAAUGCAGAAGGGGAGGUCAUGCCCUCAGCCUGUGCUAGUGCUCGGGUACAUGGAUGAAAGGCAGGGCACCCUGAAGCUGACAAACUUGACCAAAAGCAUGUCAGGAAAAUAUGUGUGCAAGGCCAGCAACACAGCCGGAAGCGACAGCUGCCACAUCAACUUGGAAGUCUCUACCCCCAGCAAUAUCUGGUUUAUAGCAGGAGCCACUGUGGGUUCAGGUUUUGGGAUCAUGGCCCUCGUCCUGUUUUUGGUCCUGAUCUUCAGGAGGGAAUGUGACAUAGAAGAGGAAAUGGCCAAUGAAAUCAAGGAGGAUGCUCAGGCUCCAAAGCGGGUCUCCUGGUCUAAGAGCGCUACCCCAUCAGACAUCAUCUCUAAGAAUGGCACACUGUCUUCUAUAGCCAACAGUCCUGCCCCCCAGGACCCUCCUCACAUCCAUACCAACCACUACCCAUACUCCCGUGGGGGAUGUAACUCCAUUCCCACUGCUCCAGCUGGCAUACAACUGUACCCAGGAGAGCCCAAUCCGCUCCAUGGGCUGCCUGGCUACAAUGUCAGCAAGAUGCCUACCCUUGCCCAACAUCACCAGCAACCAAAGAACAGCAGCACACUCAGGACUGAUGGAGCUCAGCCACAGGCACCCUGCCCCACUCCUGUACUCAUCACAUCUGGGCCACUGUGUGGCGCUGUGCCUGUCAUGGUACCUGCCCAGAAACAGGCCGGCUCACUCGUCUAGAUUAUGUCAAGUCAAAUACUCCAACUCUUACUAAGAGUAGAAAAUAGAUCUGACGACUUUGUAAUACAUGUUGGAGAUUUACAUGAUUUAUAGUAUUUAGAAUACUCUACAGUAUGUCCGAUAUAAGUAGCCUGUUUUAUAAAGUAUAUUUUAUGGGUGAAGAUCAGGGUUUCCCCCUAAAGCAGUACAGUAUAUUUUCAUGUUUUCAAACCUACAUCUGUAAUCGAGACAGUGUUAUUGAUUUUGACACGGGUGACAACUCUUUUUUCAGAUUUGAUAGACUGUUUUUUUUUUUGUAAGGGAUAGUUCAGAUUUUUUUAAGUCUGUCUUAAAUCUAAAUAGAUUCUGAUUUAUGUACUCCGACCAUGAAGCUUGUGACCCAGAACGUAAAUACAAUGUUAGUGUUCAGGGCCAAAUUUCACAGCCUUUGCCUCUUGCAAAAAUGUAUUCUAAAGUUUAGUUGAGUCUCUUAUAAAGCUUCUGCAUUCCCACCAAGCUAAAUCUAAUUUGGCUUCUUUCAAAGUUACAAUGUACUUUAUGUAGAACCAAUGUAACUCUUUCUCAUCUUUCAGUUAUAUGACUAAUUUUGGUGAAAGAAAAUAGAAAUACACCAAAUAUUCGAAAGAUACAAACUCCAUUUAGCUAAGUUAAGUCUCAUCCAAUCUUUGGGAAGCAAUUUUGCUCAGAAUGUGUGUUAUGGAAUUUGGACCCAGUUACUACUGUACCAUUGUACUUGCGUUCUGGGUGACAGACUUAACAGUCGAUGUGCAGAGCAGGAAUAUUUCUAACAACCAAGCUCUAUUGUAAUGUACUUAUAUGCACCUCAAUUUUGAUUUAAGAAGGACUGAGAAAAAUAGACUCAUAAAAGAAACUGGGGAAAGUCAAGAAUGUAAUGCUAUAAGCCUGGUAUGUAUAAAUAGUUACAGACACUAAUACAGUCGAUGCAGUUCAGUUAUGAUUAGAGUGAUUUUACAGCAGGUGUAUGUUAGGGGUGUUCUACUUUAAAUGUUACCUUGUGCCUCUUUUUUGCUCAGGUGUUUCUACCUUUUGGAAGCCCAACUCUUAAACAGCCAUCAGCAGAUAUCUCAGCCUAAACAACCGUUUUUGUGUUUUAAAAAGUUAUUUGUUACUUGGUUUUCUGUGUAUUUUAGGAAUACAGUAAGUGAACUUAUUUGUAAACAAUGUAUCUAUUUAUAGAAAGGGCAAAACAGCACGUCUUUGUAGUCAUGUACUUUUUUUUUGUCUUAGGAAAUAUUGUUUUUUCAUCUGAGUUUAAUGUCAAGUUUGUGACAUUACGGCCAAUUCUUUAGUUCUGUACUUGGUUUAAUGCACAUAGAUUGGAAUUAUUAUUCCCAGCAAAAAUGCUGAAUGUUUAGUUUUAAAAAAAUGGAAUAGAAUGUUUCUUUUCCGUUGAUGAAUCAAUGAUUUAAUUUUUUUAUUAUUUUUAUUCCUGUAUACUCCAUAACUGUCCGCAUGGUGGAAGCAAAGAUGUAACCAUAGUUCUUUUAUGAAAGAGAAAAAUAAAU
Molecule: messenger RNA, 3026 nt
Organism: Clarias gariepinus (North African catfish)
Lineage: Eukaryota; Metazoa; Chordata; Actinopteri; Siluriformes; Clariidae
Product: endothelial cell-selective adhesion molecule-like
Exons: 8
Coding region: 205-1500 (431 amino acids)
Biological process (GO): homophilic cell-cell adhesion
Cellular component (GO): adherens junction; plasma membrane
Molecular function (GO): cell-cell adhesion mediator activity
Source: RefSeq, a predicted model, not a curated record